CCCGGACCACAAUAGGUGAUGGACAAUUCAAAAGUUCUGAGUUCGUAGCGCAGACGUGAAAACGUCAGCGUCAAGUAUAAAGUGUUACAGUUGUGCAUUAAGUACAGUUAUGGCCCAGCCAGGUGCAAAUAAGGACAUCAGAGCUGGCUGUAAACGAUGUGGCUAUCCGGGACAUCUGACAUUUGAGUGCCGCAACUUCCUGCGUGUGGAUCCGGGGAAGGAUAUUGUGUUGGACGUGAGCAGCACCAGCACAGAGGAGAGUGAGGUUGAGGAGCAGACCACGCAACGCAAGGAGAAGCCCAGCAGACCCUCUCGUUCUCAAGGUUCAGGAGAUGAAAGGAAACGGCAUAAAAAGAAGAGCAGAGAGAGAUCCCACAAAAAGGCAAAGAAAAGGUCAUACUCAUCAAGUGAGGAAGAUGAGGAAGAAGAGAGGCAUAAGCAUAAGCACAAGAAAAGCAAAAGCCACAAGAAGAAAGACAAAAAGAAACCCGAGAAGGAGAAGCGACACAAGAAAAAACACAAGUCGAAGGAAGAGUCCUCAUCUGAUAGUUCUACCUCUUCCUCAGGCACCGAUUGACAGACUCUGUAUUUGUAUGUAUAUGCAUGUGUGUGUACCAAAUACACACACUCCCCGACCCCAACAUACAACUCCAACCUUGAUUUGUGAUUUGGAUCCUUUUUUAGACCAGAGAUUCAAGUCUGUAACACCUCAAGACAGGCAGCCAACAUCCACAGUGUAAAUUCCACUGACCUUUUCCAUCAUGAUUGACGAAGGCAAAGAUGACAAGAUUUGAUGUGAACCCCCACUCUCAUAUUCUUUUUUUUCUGUGAAAACUGUGUGGGUGUGUAUUUCCAUGUUUUGUAUGAAGAGCUGAAUAAACAUUUGCUCGUACCAUUCCA
This is a messenger RNA of Sardina pilchardus (European sardine), 900 nucleotides long. RefSeq names its product SREK1-interacting protein 1 (gene srek1ip1). Gene Ontology annotation, molecular function: nucleic acid binding; zinc ion binding. Lineage: Eukaryota; Metazoa; Chordata; Actinopteri; Clupeiformes; Clupeidae. The record is from RefSeq and is a predicted model, not a curated record. The coding region runs from base 110 to 577 and encodes 155 amino acids. The transcript has 5 exons.